GUGUGCGCUGAGCACUGUUCAAGAAAUUCGAACAUCGUACGACGUACCCCUGUGGUGCAUCUUCCUCUGCCACUGGCCAGGCACCUACAGGCUACCUGACCUGCAUUCGAAGUUGAACUCCGAGUCGUUGGUGGAAGAAAAGGGCUCUUGUUGCGCAUCGCCCUUCGAGAAGCUCGUCUCGUGCUUGCUACCAAGAAGGAUGGCUCAGGCUGUGGUUGCCCGCGCUGCGGCCAGCGGAUUGGUUGGCCUUACUGGCACCCAGGCGGUUCUUUCGCAGAAGAGCACCUACUUGAGCGGGAGCAGGUCUGUGCUUUGCAGAAGCAUUGCAGGGUCCGCCAAGGUAUCCAUGAGGGCCUCGUGGCUGCCGGGCUCAAAGCUCCCCGAAUACCUGGAUGGCCUGCCAGGUGACUUCGGAUUCGAUCCUUUGGGUUUUGGAGAGGUUCCCGAGAACCUGGCCCGGUUUCAAGAAGCAGAGCUGAUCCACUGCCGGUGGGCCAUGCUUGGAGUUGCGGGCGUCCUCGUCCCUGAGGCUCUCGGUCUGGGCAACUGGUUGAACGCACAGGACUGGGCAGCCAAGGGCGGCAUCCCCACUUACCUCGGAGUCGCCGUGCCUUGGGGCAAUCUACCCACCAUUCUCGCUGUUGAGUUCGCUGCGCUUGCUUGGGCCGAGUCCCAGAGGAACAACGAGAGCGAUGCGGAGAAGAAGAAGUACCCCGGCGGCGCCUUCGAUCCCCUUGGUUUCUCCAAAGACCCCGCUAAGCUGGACGAGUUGAAGCUGAAGGAGCUUAAGAAUGGACGGUUGGCUUUGGUUGCUUUCCUUGGCUUUGCCGUGCAAGCAGCCGUAAGGCCAGGCACUGGACCUCUUGAGAACCUCGCACAGCACCUGUCGGACCCGUGGCACAACACUGUUGCGGACGUUUUUAUUCCUAGGUCGAUCUUGUAAAUAUGAACAGCCCUGCAUAAGAGAGAGCGUUACACUUCGACUUUGCGCUGACAAGCUCGGUUCAGUGUCAGCUUGCCACCACCGCCAUAGGUGCCCGUUUGGACAUGUCAAUAAGCUGCAGUCUCAGACACCGUGCAAGCAUUCAAUUGUGUCUUGAAAGUUUGCACGGUGUCUGAGCAUUGGACUGCCAUGAUUGCAACUUGUCUCGAGGGAGCAUGAAUGUUUUGGAGAGCUCUUGUGAAGCGCAGGCAGGAGCCAACGUCGCAUCACAAAUGCCUAAUUCGCCUGAAGCCAGGAGUUUCAUCCAGGCAAUCGGUUGCUUGUGAAACACACCCAAUCUCGUCACUUUGAAGUAAGGAGGUGGAACCAUCUAAGUGUUGGCCAAGUGGUACAGAUUGCUUGCUCUGGAGUAAGUUGAUGGUUGUGAAGAUGUCCCACAAGAAGCAGUCCGCAUUUUUCUCGCAAACACCGCUUUGUAUCACUGUGUAAUUAUCCCUAAGUUAAUGUUGUCUGCGCAAGUCCAUUACAUUCAAGU
This is a messenger RNA of Klebsormidium nitens, 1478 nucleotides long. Lineage: Eukaryota; Viridiplantae; Streptophyta; Klebsormidiophyceae; Klebsormidiales; Klebsormidiaceae. The record is from the annotation of a GenBank genome assembly.